GGCAACACGCAGUAGUCCACCCGCGCACUCUCUUCCGUGGCGUCGUCGAGGCUCUCGAUCGACGAGCCUCUAGUUCGUGAUUUUUUUUUUCAUUCCUCGACGCCGUCGAAGUUGAGGUGAUAAGUACUGCUGGUAUGUACUGUCGUGCAGGCGAUGUGAGUAAAGCGAGAGGAUUUUACAGGGGGGAGCUGUGCGCGUUCCGGCCGUGCCGGUUUCGGGCACAGUCAGCUGGAGAGAAGAAGGGAGACAGACUAUCCGUGCGCUCUAUACUCGCAGAAAGAGAGAAGGUCGACUGUGUGUGUAUACGCUGAAGCUGAGUCGAGUUUUUGUCCUUUUUCGUUUCUGGAGCUGUUUUGCUGCUGCAAGCAGUGCCUGGUGAAAGACACGAUGUCGUCGCUCAUUGCUGAGUGCUACAGGAGGCUUACCGAUACUACGUCCAGCGAAAAGCCGUUAAGAGGCUACAAAGUAACGGACGUGAACCGAACCAGGAAGAUUGGAGUCGCCUGCCGCAGCUUGCACGAGCUCAAGCGGAAGGCCUGCGCCAAACUCAACGUGAAGGACGACUUGGCCAGAAUCGGGAUCUUCCUGCUCGAUGGCUCGGAGAUCGACGAAGACUACUUUGCGACGCUCGAGCCGCAGACCACUCUCAUACUCCGGCGACCUGGGGAGAAACUUCUGACUGAAGCGGAUGUGCUUUACCAGAUGCUGAGGAAGGUGAACGAGAGCUUUCUCAAGAGUGGGGAACGAGCCGCCGGAUUUCUCACGGAUAAGCUCAAAAUAAAGAUAGCGGUGCUCAACAGGGCACUGAAUAACGACGAUAAGAAGACGCUCUGCAGCAGGCGCGAGGAUCAUCCCGAGUGGUUCGCUGGAUUAGAAACCAACUCGCCGACUAAGGAGGCUUACCUUCACCGUCGUUGCCAGGACCGGAUCCGAGGCUAUCUCUACAAGACAAUCGAGCAGGUCAGAUCGUCGGAAGUGUACGACGCCGAUCCCCAAGCUCGUCGGCAACUCGAGCGCGUGAUAGUCUUCUUCAAGCUUCAACUGCGGAAGGACCACUACUUCGGUCAUUACUUCGAUCGCACCCGCUCCGUUAUCAAGUCGAAACCCGAGGAAGGCGUUAGCAGCAGCCAGUCCGACGACGAAACCGAUAGCGCCCAGAACUGUCCUUACGAGCAUUGCCCCUGCAAACUGAGCAUAUCGUCUUACGAGAGGUACAUCUUGGGUCUGAGCGUCGACUGUACAGACGAGGACGACGAUGAGGUAGACGCAAAAAAGUUCGUACGAUCGGCGACGGAGAGGAAAGCCGAGGAAGUCGAGGACGAGUUGAGCGAUGAUCCGAAGAAGAGCAAAGAACCGCUGCGGGAGGAGGCGGGAGAAAAAUGUCCCUACGAGCUCGUGGAAAGGAGCAAAGGGGAAAUGACGGCGCUGUGCGACGAAACUGGCGAGUUCCGCUGCAGCGGCGUCUGGAAGAACGACAAAUGCCUCUACGCCGACAGACACAAGAUCAAUCCCUACAGGUCCAGGGAGGAGCUCGUGCUCUUCUCCACCUGGAAUCUCGAUCAUAAAAUCGAAAGAUCGAGGACUCUGGUGCCACAGCUCCUGAAGGUUUCGAAGAAGGGCGACAUGAAUGAGAAGGACGUCCUGGAAUUCUACAAUAAUCUCUUUACCGUGCAGAACUUAAGGCUCGUGCACAUCGUGUGCCAUGACAAGGGCGCGCACAAAUAAGCAGACAUGGCAAUACGUACUUAUAUCUAUACAUUAUACUGAAUCUACGACUAAUCGUAACACAAACUCAAGAAAGAAAGCAAGCGUGAUACUCUAGAAAGAAACUCUGUUAUAUGCGAGGAAAAGAGAGCAAUUAUAUUUAUACACUAAGGAGGAUGCAAAAAUAUACUAUAUAAUAUCGACGCUUAUUGCAUCAGUUUAAGAGGACUUUAUAUACGCGCAAGUCCUCUUGAAUCGAAACGUCGAUGCGCAUACUAUUAUACGUAGCUGCAAAAAAUGUAUACAUUGCAUAGAGUCGUUAUGUUUAGACAUGUAUAUCUCGCAUAGUUUAGCAAAUGUUGACCUUGCAAAUGUGAGUGCAUCGAGAACGCGAAACUCUACUUUAUUAUACACAUUUACGGACGUUACACGACGUGUGAUGAAUUCUGGACUGAUCCUAGAGAAUCUCUUUACGAAAGAAAAAAACCGGUAACUCUGACUACGUUUCUAACCUUCUCCAUCGAUACGUUGCAAAAGACCCAGUUGAAAUCAGCGAACCGAGAAGAAGCUUUAUCCGACACUUAGCGCGAUUUCCGGCUGACUGUCUUUCAAAAGUCACCGGGUAAUUUUCUUGGAAACACUAAACUUGUUGGGUUCCGCGCGAAUUGCCGUCGUUCAUCGAUUAGAUCGCUCGAAAAGUUUGCUACAUCCGCACUGGCACACGUAUACGCCCACGCGCGAGUUACGUUUAUGAUUCCGGGUUAACGCGCGAUCCGAAUCUUCGGAGAGCCUUUGCUUUUUACGGCAUCGAUAUAAAGGAGGGUGUGAAAAAUACGUGCAUAUGAAGCUCGGGUGGCAUAUGAGAAGUAUUGAACGGAAAAUGUUUUGGGGACGAAAACAAGUUUUAGGUUUUGCUAAGAGAAAGAACGCUUGAAAGGCAGUGAGCUCGACUGCAAUAUUUUUCACAUUAAAGAUGUGGCGCGGAGCGGUCUAUCUCUCUCUCUCUCUCUCUCUCUCUCUCUCUCUCUCUCUCUCUCUCUCUCUCUCUCAAAUGUUUCCUCCCGAGAUCGCGCAUCGCAGCCCGAAGUACCUUCGGAACUCGGCGCUGUAAUUCCGCAAAACUGCGCUCGUAAAAGAGCGACGGCCGAGUAGAAAAUAAGAUGUCGAGAGAGAGAGAGAGAGAGAGAGAGAGAGAGAGAGAGA
Messenger RNA from Nasonia vitripennis (jewel wasp), 2907 nucleotides. It is a transcript of the gene Drep4, whose product is annotated as DNA fragmentation factor subunit beta. Gene Ontology annotation, molecular function: DNA endonuclease activity. Gene Ontology annotation, cellular component: nucleus; cytoplasm. The coding region runs from base 388 to 1725 and encodes 445 amino acids. The record is from RefSeq and is a predicted model, not a curated record. The transcript is spliced from 7 exons. Gene Ontology annotation, biological process: apoptotic process; apoptotic DNA fragmentation. NCBI's taxonomy places the organism in Eukaryota, Metazoa, Arthropoda, Insecta, Hymenoptera, Pteromalidae.